Messenger RNA from Aspergillus clavatus NRRL 1, 324 nucleotides. RefSeq lists its product as uncharacterized. The transcript is spliced from 3 exons. Lineage: Eukaryota; Fungi; Ascomycota; Eurotiomycetes; Eurotiales; Aspergillaceae. The record is from RefSeq and is a predicted model, not a curated record. The coding region runs from base 1 to 324 and encodes 107 amino acids.
AUGUGCUACAAGUCCAACUACGAACCUUAUACAAGCCAAAGUCUCGACAUGCAACGAGAUCGUUCAGUAGAAGAGAUCCUCAACCCAUUGGGUACUCUAUACCCUCACGUCGUCGCCCUCCAACUUCAAUCUGACGACAAUCCAUGGUCCCGCGCCAAAAACUUCUCUGGAUACCAGGAUACCAGCUACUGGGCCGAUGCUUACUCGACAGAGGAUUACUCCAAACCACGCAGGAACAGUGACUCCACAGCCUGCCGAUUUGUUUCGAGAAUCCGUCGAUUCCUCAGCCGCGAUGACUUGAGGAAACGACAGCGUGCUGCUUGA